AUGGACUUCGAUCUGGCUGUGGUGCACCGAGACUUGGUUCUGGUGAGUGCGAUGGACUUCGAUCUGGCUGUCGUGCACCAAGGCUUGGCUCUGGUGAGUGCGAUGGAGUUCGGUCUGGCUGUGGCGCAACGAGGCUUUGUUCUGGACUUCGAUCUGGCUGUAGUGCACCUAUACUUGGUUCUGGUGAAUGCGGUGGGCUGCGAUCUGGUCGUAGUGCACCGAGGCUUGGUUCUGGUGAGUGCAGUGGGCUUCGAUCUGGCUGUGAAGCACCAAUGUUUGACUCUGGUAAAUGCAACAGAUUUCGAUCUGACUGUAGUGCACCGGGACUUAGUUCUGGUGAAUGUGAGGGACUUCGAUCUGGCUGUGGUACACCGAUACUUGACUGUGGUAAGUGCGAUGGACUUAGAUCUGGUUGUGGUGCACUCUGGCUUGGCUCUGGUGAUUGCAGUGGGCUUCGACCUGGCUGUGGCGCACCGAGGCUUGGUUCUGGUGAAUGAGGUUGUGAUGUACCAGUUUUUGGUUCUGGUGAGUGCGACGGACUUCGAUUUGGCUGUGGUGCGACGAUACUUGGUUCUGGUGAAUGCGGUGGGCUGCGAUCUGGUCGUGGUGCACCGAGACUUGGUUCUGGUGAGUGUGGUGGACUUCGAUCUGGCUGUGGCGCACCGAUGCUUGUUUCUGAUGAAUGAGGUUGUGAUGCACCAGUUCUUAUUUCUAGUGAUUGCGAUGAAGUGCGUGAUUGCGGUGGAAUUCGAUCUAGCUGUGGUGCACUGUGGCUUGGCUCUGGUGAAUGCAGUGGGCUUCGAGCUGGCUGUGGCGCACCGAUGCUUGAUUCUGGUGAAUGAGGUUGUGAUGCACCAGUUCUUGGUUCUGGUGAGUGCGAUGGACUUCGAUCUGGCUUUGGUGCACCGAGGUGAACGCGGCGUACUUCGAUCUGGCUGUUGUUCACUUCCGCUUGGCUGUCGUGAAUAUAUUGGAAUUUCAGCAGUUUUUGGUGGGCUGAUGCUUGGUUCUUCUGACUGCGCUGGAAAUGGGUUUGGUUCAGGCACACCAGCACUUAAAUGUGCUGCAUGUGGUGGUGGCGGCGACGCAUCGUUUCCCGAUUCCGGUGAUGACUGUGGACGAUGA
Molecule: messenger RNA, 1125 nt
Organism: Gongylonema pulchrum
Lineage: Eukaryota; Metazoa; Nematoda; Chromadorea; Rhabditida; Gongylonematidae
Source: the annotation of a GenBank genome assembly